UGGCCGCCACGGGGAACGCUCGCGGCCGCAAGUGAGCGACGUCGCGUGCGAAUAUGUGUGGUUCAGAUACGUUUUUCUUCAUCACCAGAACAAACCAUGAAGUGCAAGGUGACAAGUUCGGUCAGCCAUGCUAAGCCAAACAAAAAUGAAGCCAAUGUGCUGCGUAGAUCCUCUAGACGAGCAACCAUUGAGAGAAGAGUUUGGGCUGUACCUAAGAAGCCCAGCAAACCUGGCACAAGUGCCAAAGGAAAGUGUGCUCCUAAGACCGACAAGAAAGGUAGAAAGACUCAAACUCAAACCAAAGUGCAAAUUAAGAAUCUGAGCAAGAGUCACCCUCAGCAGAACAUCAAGAGAGUGCAUAGUGCCACAGAGGAAUCUGGAAAUUCCAGGAGAAAGAUUAAGAAAACAGAGGGCACAAAAGAUGUUGGAACUGAUGGAAGUGGCACAAGUGAAGUGCCUUCAGAACCUGUUAGUAAAAGAGGAAAGAAGUUAAGUGGAGAUCACAGUGAGAAGAACCUUGAAAGUGAUGAUGGGGCAGACUUUCGCUCCCAGAAAAGAUGGGGUUAUACAGAAAGUAGCUUGGAUGGUCAAAGUGUAGACACUACACGAAACACCAGGUCUGAAGGGAAAGUGAAUACUUCUAGAAGGACAGAGUGGUGUGGGGGUACUUCGUCAGAGAGUACUAGAGGGAAUAGCUUAGAUGCUCUGUGUUAUGCUGUUGAGAAAUAUGGUGGGCGAGAUGUGGAGGAAACAUUGUUAACAGAUGAUGUUUGUCUUCACAAAGUUGUCAUUGAGGAAGUAGUAACUGACUACAGGAUAUCCGAAUCAAACUGUGAUGUUAAAGAUUUGGAUGUUGAACACAAAGUCAGGGAGGAUAUUGGUCACAAAGAUGAGUACAGAGAUGCUGUGGAUAUAUUAGACAGUUUUCAUAGUAAAACAGGAGAGUGUGAUAAAGGAAAUAGUGAGAAGUUAUUAACGAAAAAAAAUGAGAGUAUAGAUGUAGUGAAAGUUAAGUCCCCUGUUUUGGAGGUGAAGGAAAAUUCUUCAGAUGGAACAAGUAUAGAAAGCAUAUUUGGUGAAGAAGGGGUACAAGAAGUGAAAGACACACUUGUCAAAGAUGAGCUGAAUGAAGGGGAGAGUUAUACAUCAGUCCAAGAAGGAUUGAGUAAUGUGAAGGACCUUAGUUGCAAUGAGGAUAGCUUACAAAGACAAGAAAAUCUUUGUGUUGUUAGAGAUAAAUUGCAAGAAGGAAGAAGCAGUACUGUUAAAGAUGUGAAAAGUGAAGGGAAGAACUUGUGCUCUGCAAUAGAUGAUGAACUUUGUGGAGUUCAUUCUUGUGAGGACAAACUGGAUGAAAGCAUUUCAAGAGAUAAGGAACUGGCAAAGGAUCAGUGUGCUUCUGUGAAAGUGAAAUUGGGGAAGCGUGGGAAAGAAACAAAGGAAAAACAGAGUGAAAACACAUGCAAUAUUGAUGUUGAUGAAGAAAAGAAGAGAAUAAAAGAUGGCACUGAUAGUGAAAACACAGAGGAGCAAGAGAGUGACAGUGGUGUGGAAGUUAAGACUGCAUCCAACAUUCCCUUAAAAAAUGAAGGUAUGGGGGUGGUUCCAACAAACACAGAGGCUGCAGCAGGGGAAGAUUCUGAAGAAGAUCAUGUAUCGCUGGCUCUGGCUCUGGCACAGCUGGUCAAUUCAGAAUGUGGGGGAGAAGUUGAAGGUGCUGAGACUGUCACCAUACAUUCUGCCUCAUCUGUAGAUCACUUGGAAGAUGAAGCUGGAGUUGUUACCCUUGGAUGUAAAGCAGAAGAGGUGGACAGAACAGAAUCACCAUGUCCAGCUGAGGAAGAUGAUAUGGAAGAGGAGGAGGAGGAGGAGGAAGGUGAACUUAUCAUUAAAGAGGAGGAUGAAGAUGAAAUAGGUGAUGAGUCUGAGGAGGAAGAAUUCAUCACAGAACUCAAGCAGAAUAGCAAGGAAGAUGAUAGUCGAGAAGAAACUGAAAGCAAAGAUCCGCUGCCUGUGACUGUGCCAGAAAGGAUAACAGACCAGCUGGACUGCCUGGUAGAGAUGGGUGGGGAAGAAGAGGAUAAAAAUGCUCGAUCCAGGAGUGGAUCGCCUCCACCACAGCCACCGCCACAGAAGUCCAGGAAACAGCUCCCUCCACUCAUCAAAAUCAGCUCUCGACCCCCAGCUAUCAAGACUCCAUUGAAGUGUCCAGAAUGCCCCAUGCAGUUUUGCACUGUGCGAUCAUUAUUGUGGCAUUUUGGAACUCAUGGAGCAAGAUCAAGAGACACCUGCAUUCCUCCAAUCCUUCUACAAGAUCUGAUUGUUCCAUGGGACAAGCCCACAGUUUCUGUUUUCAUCUCACAACCUACAGAAAGUGCCACAGCAACACCCACAUCAUCAGUUGCAGACAAUGCAAUCAAAAUUGAUGUAGUAAGCAAGCCAGAUGUACCGUCAACAAUACAACUGGUUAGAACAGAAGAUUACAUGGGAAACAAUGGAGACGUUAUUCUGAAAGUACCAAUUCCCAGACUGAAACCCAAGUCUCAUUCAAAUCAGUAUGUCAAAAAAGAUAAGUUUGUAAACAUACUACCAAAGAUACCUACAGGUGAUGGGCAAGUGUCAGGUCAGUCCACCCAAGCUAGCCCUCAGCCAGCACUGAUCCGGCCAUCUGGAUCACCUACUCCACAGAUCACUGUUCAUCCUCAGCCAGCAGUUCAGUCCACAGUCAGUAUACCUUCAGAUCAGGCAUCAACAACUCAGUCUCAGGUUCCAAAGAUCACCAUUAGGGCAAGUAAUAAACUUCAGAUUCAGCCAUUGGCAUCAUCACAGUCUACGGUGCAAGUGCAGUCACCAUCAGCGGUUCAGGUACAGCCACCAUCAUUACAAGUACAGCCUCAGUCUGCAGUACAAUUACAGCAAUCAACAGUGCAAGUUCAGCCCCAGUCUGGGACACAGUUGCAGCAGCCAUCUGCAGUUGCAGUACAGUCACAGUCUGCCUUGCAGGUGCAAACUCCAACAGGAGUGCAAGUCCAGCCAUCACCUGCACUGCAAGUUCAGCCCAUUGUAACAACUAGUAAGGGUUCUUCUGCUGCUCCUAGUCAUAUAACUUUAAUCCCUAUGGACAAGUUAACUGCAGUAGGUCAGACCAUUAAUCCAAGGGGAUCUAAGCUUAACCCAGCUCCCUUGAGAAUGGUAGCCCCCUCAACAAUGCCUGUCAAAUCGUCAAACACAGUGGACAAUGUGCUGGAGAAGGAUGGCUUGGUUAUGAUCAACUCAAACCUUGCUCUUCGCAUAGUAUCAUCCUUGCCCAGCAGUUUGGACAGUGCGACUAACACAACAAAUACCACCACUCUUAGACCAAUAGCUAGUCAAUCCACAAACAACCUGACUAUUGUGCCACAGACAGAAAGCAACAAACUAAUCAACUCCUCUAAGAUAGAGACUGCAAAAAGUCCUGACAUUCUUACAAUUGUUCCUCAAGUUGAUUUGAAUAAAAAAGUUUCACUGUUAAAAUCUGGGAGUUCAGUGUCUGGUGGCCAAGUUGCCAGUGCAUCACCAAAACAGCCAUCAACGGCCCAGUCCCAGGUUGUAAAGCUAUAUCUCCUUCAACCCAAAGAUCCAAAAGCAAAUGGAGGUUCACUAAAAUCAGGCAUUACAUCAGAAGCAAGUAAUGUUAAUGGAAUAGAAAUACCACUUCCUCUACCUAAUGGAAAUGAAAAGCUCAACUAUAGAGAAGUAGAGGUGAAAGAUAAUACAUCAGAAUCAUCAGAAGGAGAGGAGGAGGAGGAGGAGGAGGAGGAAGAUGAUGAUGAUGAAGGAAUGGUAAUUGAUGAUGGCAAGGAAGGAGAGGAUGAUGUAAUGGAUCCCCUGAGUUUAUGUGCUGUGACAAUGGAAGAUGAGAAUUUAGAAGCUUUAAACAAUGCAAGCCAAACUACCCAGUCUGGUGGGUCCUCUCCUGCCACAUCACCUGAUAAGGUUAUCAUAAAAAAGUUGCCAGUAAGGCCCAAAGGCAAAAAUGGACAAGCUGUUGAUAUUGUUAAAUAUGAGGCCCGAAAGUAUGUGUGUUGCUAUUGUAACAGGAGAUUUGGAUGGUCAACUGAUCUCAAGCGUCAUGUUAUCCUCCACACUGGUGAGAAACCUUUCCAGUGUAAAGUGUGCCCAACAGCAUUUACCAGAAAGUUCCUUUUACAGAAUCAUAUGAAGAGAAUGCACCCAGACAAGUGUAAGAUGUCAGACCUGUGGCCUUAGGAAAGUUAGGCUGUUAUGGUCUUUAGCUUGUUAUAAUAUAGCCAGUAGAUGAGUGAUUUUUAUAAUGAGUUGCACAGACAACAUAGUUGUUGAUAUUGGUGCUGAAAAAAGAGAAAGAUUAAUAUUCAAGUACACAAAUUGCCAUGAUGUACACCUUUGGGAGUUCAUGCAUGUGGAUGCUUGGACACUAGUCAACAUAUCCUUUUAAAGUCAAAAGAAUUAUAUCAUACUUUUCAGAUUUCUAAAAUAUAGAAGAUGUAUUAUUAGUAAAGCAUUUGUAACAGGUCCUAAUAGGGAAUCCUUUCUUGAGUGUUCUUUGUCCCUUGCAAAGUAAAAUAUUUUUGUUUUAGGAUAAUGAAGAUAUAGAAAUUAUUGAAGAGGUCAUGACUUUUUUUUUAUUAGCUUACAAAAAAUAUGCUAAUUGAGAGUAUGACUUAAUUAUGUUUUUGGGAGAAAUACUUUCAAUUUUUCUGACUUGGUUUUCUGCUCACAUAGCUCUUGAGAAAUCUAUAUUUUUCCACAUACAAUCUUGAACCAUGGAUGGCAUUUGUCUAAGGAAAUUAAGGAAAUGAUGGGGUUGUACUAUAUAAACUGAUGGACAUAUUCAUUUUUUUAUGAUUACUUAUAUUCCAAUAUUAUUUUGUAGAUUUAUCAUGUUCAUUUUUCUUUCUUUCUUUCUUUCUUUUUUUGAGUUUUGCAAGUUACCAAAGAUAAUUACAUUCAUGUAUCAUAAGGCAAGGAUAAAGGAAUGAAUAUGAAAAUUGAUAACAAUGAUGUAAUUAUUGUUUUUUUAAUUAUCUUAAUUAUAAUGAUUUUGCGAAAGUGCUUUAGAUAUAUAGUUCGCUAUUUAUUUUGACUUUUAUUAUUAUCUGUAGAUAAGUGAUAUUUGAUUUAUUCAUACAAUUUUGUUCUUUAAAAUUUUCCUUAUUUUGUUAUGUAUUCAGUAGUGAAGAAAAAUAUUUGUAAUUUUAGUAUGCAGAAUAUUGUGCUCCCAUUUCUAUGCAGUGUAGCUGUAUUGCCUGUUGUUACUCUUCAUUUGCAGGAAGGACGAGUUUGGAUGUAAGUAAAUCUAGAGCACAUACCGGGAGGCUUUGUCGUCCAUUCAGUUGUUGGUUUCAUAAGCAUUGUACAAAGUUGGACCAUGUAUUUGAGAUACAAACAGAAAACGAAAUUGAGUUACAAUUUCAGUUGUUGCCAGUGCCAUAUAGAUACUAGGAUGAUCAAAGAUGCAGUGACAAUGUUUAUAAGUUCCUUCUUUAGUGAAGUGAGCUGCUAAUAAUACUUCUGGGUACAUUUGCCAUGACAGGCCUAUUAUCUGGGGUGUACUUACAGGAGUCUGGUGUGCUUGCAAAAGUUGUAUGAACAAGAAUCUACAGUAUGUAUGAACAAGAAUUUUCUGUACUUGCAUGUCCCAGUUGAUUGUACAAGAACUGGUUGUGUAUACACAAGCCAUUUAUACAAGAUUUAAUUGAGCUACUAUUUAUAUAUCAAUACUGCUGAAGUGACUUGAUAGUGAAGGACAGAGUUGGGCAUUUGAUGAGGUAACCAAAUGGAUAACUUUUUACAGUCUUCAGGCUUUUGUUACAUGCUAGAGUCUUUUACUCAUAAUUUGAUACAAAAUUAGCUUGGGCUUCUGUGUGCCAUGAACAGAGAAUGUAAGAUUAAUUAUUUACUACCCCAUUGAUGGAGAAAUGCCUUUUCAUUAGUUAUCGUUCUUUCACAGAGCAUUGAGACUGCAUCGCUUAUUGAAUUUUACAUUAAUUUGAAUUUUCCAAAUUUCACUUUACUUUAAGAGUAAAAUUAUUUUCCCUUGUUAUGUUUUUGUACAACUGAGACCAGUAUAUUGAGUCUUAUCUUCUCAGCAAAUUAAUUGAUAUUGCUGAAAAGGCAAGUUGGCAUCCUAACACCACCCCAUGCAAUUGAAAGUGUAUAUGUGAAAGAGAGUAAAAGUGAGAUAUUUUUCUUCUGCCUUUUCUCUCAUUUUUUAUUGUUCUAGUUUAUAGUACUUUGCACAUGUUUAUAACCAUAAUGCAGGAGUACAUGUAAGUUAUGUUUAUGUUUUUCAGUGCACUCAAAUUCUGUAUCAUCAGCACUAGAGCAAGAUGUAUAUCACUAUUUUACAUUUUUCACUUUUUUUCAUAUUAGGUAAAGUUCUACAUCUCCAUAAUUUUGCAUGUUUGUCACUGAAUAAAUCUAAUGCCUUGACCCCAGAGUGGCAACAGUUUAGAGAUGUCAUAUAUGAAGGGUAGCAUUUGUUUAUUUCAUUAACCAUUAGGUAAGUCAAUGCUAUGAUUCAUAUUAAAUGCUGAGUGACAUAUAUCCAUUGAUUUUAAGGUUUUAGAGCUUGAUUACAUAGUCUUGGAUAAGAUCAGAUUUUUGUAACUCAGAUUCUAUGUUUUAUACAGUCAGUUUUGCAUAAUCAAAUAUUGAGAUGUUUGUAUUGGGGCUCUUGCAAAACCCUCCUCAGCACAGUUGUGAAUAUGCACUGAAUUCCCCCAUAGAUUUUACAUGGUACAACAGCUACUCACAAAGGCAGACCGAUAAUAUUUAAUAAUAGUUAUGAGUCUGAAGUAAAUCAGCACUUUCUGAUUGUUAUGCAAAAGUUGACCAGCAAGCGAUGGAAGCUCUCUUAUACUGUUGCUAGAGUCAUCUGAAUAUUUUUAAAUGCUGUGUUCAGCAUUUUUAUUUUCUCUGGAUUGUCAAUUUUGAAAUAAUUGGAUUGUAAACAUGAUAAGACUUGUGGCUUAGCAAAAGAUGCACUGGUUAAAAAGCCACUUCUCUAUGUAAAACAAAUUUGUAGCUUAUUUUUAUGCAGUUUUGCAGAGUAUUUUUCACAUUUUCCUAUUCACAUCACUGUAUAUAAUCAAAGGAAAUAGUCAUUACUUCUCAUCAAGCAGGCAAUUUUGGAUGCUUCAUUACUGUAUUCAUAUAUGCAAAUGAAAUUUUCUCUCCUCCUCCUCCCCCUCUCCCCUUUUUAUCCACCCCUCCCCUUCCUUCUCCCCUCUCCCCUUUUUAUCUUCCUCUCACCGUACCUCUUCCUUAUCCUCCUCCCUCCCUCCCUCCCUCUUAUCUUACCUUACUCUUAUUCGUCCUACUCCUCCUUUCUCUUCCCCCUCCUCUCCCCCUCCCUUCCUCUUCUUGGAGUGUUGAGAGAAAUAAAGUGUGUCAGGAAUCAGAAGUCAGUCGUGAGUUCGUGUUUUACAUGUCUGCAUUCUAAGCUAUGAUCAUCUUCCUGCAUUUUAGGUUUUAUUCUCUCUUAGGCUUUGUUUGUGAACUUGAUAAUAUAUUUUCAUAUGUUGGUGUCUGUAUCUGUGUGUGGGUAUGUGAAGAUCAGCAAAAUAGUGAAGUGGUAGUGGCAGUGGUACCUUCUUCAUUUUAACAUGAUCAGUAAUAUUACUUGUGUACUGUCUUGAACUUUUCUUUCAUUUCUUCUUUCUUUCUUUUCUUUUUUUUUACUCUCCUUUCCUGCAUUCUGUAUGGUUUGUGGAAGGGCACUUUGUUUGCUUUCCGAAGUGUCACCAUUAUCAUUACUGUUUUUCUUGUGAUCAAAAAUCUUUGUGUCUAAUUUCUUUAGUUACUAUCAAGGACAUUCUUACUUAUACUGUUUGUUACUAUUAUAAUUACUAUCAUUAUUGUCAUUAUUGUUUUUUCCAUGGGAGCUAUUGUUAUUAUUAUUAUUUUUAUUAUUAAUAUUAAUAUUAAUAUUAAUGUUAUUAUUUUAUUGUUAUUGUGUUGUGUUAUCAUCAUCUCAGUUCCUCUUAUUAUUACUAUAUUAUUAUUAUUAUUAUUAUUAUUAUUAUUAUUAUUAAUUUUGUCAUUAUUAUUUUUAAUAUUAUUGGUCUUUAUAUUACUACUGUUUUAUUAUUAUCAAUUAUUAUUAAUGAUCAUUAGUAGUUUUUUUACAUUACUAUUUCUGCUACUACUACUAUUACUCUCCCAUUACUCUUGCCAUUGCUAUUGCUUUUGCUGUUACUGUUACUAAUACCAAUAAUAUGUAUUACCUUUUUUUUGGAUUUGGAAGUAUUAUCAUUAUUAUUAUUAUUAUUAUUAUUAUUAUUAUUACUAUUACUAUUAUAACCAUUAUCAUAAUUUUUUUUAUAGUAGUUGCAGUAAUGGACUGAUGGAGGGGAAAUUUAUGGCCAGUUAUAUACAGAGAAUAUUUUAUAGAUUGUUUUGUCUAAUUUUUAUUAUUCUUUUCUAAUGUUUCUGACUUUCUUUCACAGUGCCAUGUAUAAGUGCAUUUGGAAGUGUGUGUGAAUGUUAAGUGAUUUGAAACUAGAAUGAUUUUGCAGCAAUGCUUAAUAAGUACAGUCAAUAUAUUCAUUAAAUGGUCCCCCCUUUUUUUUUUUUUUUUUUUUUUUUUUUUUUUUUUUUUUUUUUUUUUUUUUUUUUUUUUCUUCUUCUUCUUCUUCUUCUUCUUCUUCUUCUUCUUCUUCUUCUUCUUCUUCUUCUUCUUCUUCUUCUUCUUCUUCUUCUUCUUCUUCUUCUUCAUAUUGGUACCAUUUUAUUAUAAAAAAAAAUCCUUUUGUAAGAGAAUGGAAGGAUUUGGAAUAUUGACUGUAUGUUGCAUAUUCUAGUCUGUGUCAUAUGUUUUAUGUUUCCUUGGAGAAGUUUCUCGUUAGAAGUACAAAUAUAGAAUGGGAUAGUUCAUUUCUUCAAUGCCACAAAGAUGACUUCUGAUGUAUAAUUAUAUUUAUGCAAUUUUAGUUAACUAUGCUGCAGAAUCCUCAUAAAAGGAAAUUUCACUGACCCUCCAAGUUUUUGUUAUUUAUUGAUGAUAUAUGCCACACAAUGACUUAAGAUGGGAUAUUCAAUUGUAAUACCAAAAUAGUCUAUGGAUAGUCAUGGAAUGUAUUCCUAUAUACUGUAUAAAUUUUUAUGAAGGCUUGUGUACAAGUGCAGAUUUUUACUGAAGUACAGUUUUCAUAUGUAUGUAGUUAUGUCUUUAGUCUACAUAAUGUAAUUGCUGUGUUAAUGUUGAGUAUGAACUUUAUUUAAAAAAACAUUGUAAUCUGUACAUAAUGUGCAGUGAAAGUCUGAAAAGGUGAAGUAAGCCUAUCAAAUGAAAAGCCCCAUUGUUGU
Penaeus indicus is the source of this 9330-nucleotide messenger RNA. RefSeq lists its product as uncharacterized. NCBI's taxonomy places the organism in Eukaryota, Metazoa, Arthropoda, Malacostraca, Decapoda, Penaeidae. The transcript is spliced from 6 exons. The record is from RefSeq and is a predicted model, not a curated record. The coding region runs from base 97 to 4248 and encodes 1383 amino acids.